This is a messenger RNA of Selaginella moellendorffii, 951 nucleotides long. RefSeq lists its product as uncharacterized. Bases 122 to 877 code for a protein of 251 amino acids. The record is from RefSeq and is a predicted model, not a curated record. The transcript has 2 exons. Lineage: Eukaryota; Viridiplantae; Streptophyta; Lycopodiopsida; Selaginellales; Selaginellaceae.
GAAAGAUUUUUUGGAACGUGUAAACAUAUAUAAAACACCCAGUCUUCUAAUGAACCGAUUACUUACACUUUUGACUACCUCGAAUUGAAGAGCUUCUGGCCGUCGGAUCGGAUAGAGAGGGAUGAGGGGAGCGGAGCUCGCGUUACUCGGUCCAUUGCGCCUGUCAGGUAAGCUGUGCUUCAAUACAACUAGAAAGAAGCGAAGAACUUGGAAAGUCAGACCUGUUCGUGGCCUCUGGAACUUCUUCGGAGGUAGAGAAGAGGCCACGGAUUCUAUCUCAUUUUCGAAACAGUCUGGCUACCACGAAUUGGAGCUCCCUUCGUUUCUGCCACUGCUCGUCCAAGACACCUUCCUUGCAGAUAAAGAGCUCAAGUGCUGCUACAAGGCAUCUCUGGACGGCUUCAGUGCGUACAAGUUCCACGGCUGCACUGACUUCAAAGGUCCCUGCGUCGUUCUAGGCCUCACUCGAGGCGGACUUCGUUUCGGUGGAUUUAAUCCUCUCGGAUUCCGAAGCACUGAUGACUACUACGACACCUUCAAAGCCUUCCUGUUCUACUGCCCUCAAGGAGAUUCACCACCUGUUAUUCUUCCCAAAAUCGGAGGCUCGGGAGCUGCAAUAUUCGACUAUGCUCGAGGAGGGCCGCAGUUUGGAGCUGAUGGACUUUUGAUCGGGCCUCCACUAGUUCCUGUUAUGGGUGGCCUUUCUGGACCUGAUCCAAACAAAGGUGAAGGCGAUCUCAGCCAAGCAAAGUCGAGACUAGGACUUUCGUAUGCAUGCAGACCUGAUGGAAAGGAUUCGAUUUUCGGUGACGAUAAGAAGGCCACGGUUGUCGAAAUAGAAGUUUUCACUUGUCCAGCAAUACGUGAUAUGUACUAGGUAGACUAUACUGCAAAGCGAGGAGUUACAAAGGGAUUUUAAAGAAAAAACUUACCGAAACGCAUUUCAACGUA